This is a messenger RNA of Blumeria graminis f. sp. triticale, 675 nucleotides long. Lineage: Eukaryota; Fungi; Ascomycota; Leotiomycetes; Helotiales; Erysiphaceae. The record is from the annotation of a GenBank genome assembly.
AUGGCCUCUUCCACAACCGUAAAAACGACAGGCACAAAUCAGGUAGUUCAAGCACAGGUACCAUCAGGUCUUCGCUAUCCAUCAAGCGGCAAGACUAUCUUUCAUCGUCCCUUAAACCGCAGCAGAAUAGCCGAAUUGAGUCAAGCUAGCUUUGCUUAUCUAUUCGGAGAAAUGGUGGGAUAUGCACAGAAGCGUGUGACGGGCAUUCAGGAUCUAGAGAAACGUCUAAACAUUCAAGGAUAUCCCAUCGGUCUUAAGCUACUUGACCUUUUAUUGUAUCGCGAACCUUCCCGCUCCCAAAGCCGACCAUUGAAUAUCAUUGCGCUUCUCCAAUUUAUAACAACCACCGUGUGGCGACAUCUAUUCUCGCGCUCUGCUGACGCACUGGAAAAGUCAUCUAACCCAAAAACUCCUGACGAGUAUAUGAUAAGUGAUAACGAGCCGGUGGUGAACCAGUACAUAAGCGUGCCAAAAGAGAUGAAUCAACUAAAUUGUGCUGCAUUUGUUGCAGGAAUUAUCGAAGGAGCCUGUGACGGAGCAGGAUUCCCAGCAAGAGUUACUGCGCACAGCGUAGGAAAAGGCGAAGAGGGUGAGCUCUGGCCAGGAAAGACAGUAUUUUUAAUCAAAUUCCAACCAGAGGUGCUCACACGAGAAGCCUUUGUGGGAAAGACUUGA